Molecule: messenger RNA, 1160 nt
Organism: Manduca sexta (tobacco hornworm)
Lineage: Eukaryota; Metazoa; Arthropoda; Insecta; Lepidoptera; Sphingidae
Product: exosome complex component MTR3
Exons: 5
Coding region: 200-1135 (311 amino acids)
Biological process (GO): poly(A)-dependent snoRNA 3'-end processing; U4 snRNA 3'-end processing; rRNA catabolic process
Cellular component (GO): nuclear exosome (RNase complex); nucleolus; cytoplasmic exosome (RNase complex)
Source: RefSeq, a predicted model, not a curated record
AUACUUUAAGGAAGGAGGAACUUAGGGCCAAAUUUUAGUUAUUGCAUUCAUAGCAUUGCUCUAUUGAGGGAAUAAACUUCCGCCAGCUGUUCCAGCAAUAUCAAGUUUAAUGUCAAUGAAAAAAAAUCACCGAAAGUCAACCAUGUCACAGACCGUACAAACUUUGAGGUUAUGAAAGAAAACUGAUAAAUACUUCAGAAUGCCUCUUGAUUAUAGAAGAUUUAAUGGCCCAGAAGACAGUGUUUCCUACAAAAUUUAUACUAAAGAUUACAUCAAGCCUUACGAAGAAAGAUAUAAUGAACUUUUAGAUGAAAAUGGUUUAAGGAAAGAUGGACGCGCGCUUAACGAAGCCCGAAGCAUGUGUAUGUUUUUCGCCAGAACUGACAUGGUGUCUCAGGCAAAAGGCUCAUCGUACGUAGAAUUUAAAAAAACAAAGGUGGUGUGCUCUGUAUUUGAUCCCCGGGAAAUCCCCCAUCAAAAUGAAUUCAGUCAACUUGGUCAAAUAUUCUGUGAGGUGAAAUUCGCGCCAUUUUCGUGUCCACGUAAACGUCGACCACACGCCCCUGACAAUGAAGAGAGAGCCCUGUCUGUUGCAUUGCGACAAGCUUUAGAGCCAACUGUUUGCAGGCAUUUAUUCCCUAAUUAUCAGAUUGAUGUAUUCAUCUACAUUCUAGAACAUGAUGGAUCAUGUUUAGCAGCAGCAAUAAAUGCAGCUGGUUUGGCUUUAGCAGAUGCAGCAGUCCCCAUGUAUGAUAUCAUAACAUCAUGCUCUUUAGCAGUGAUAGGGGACAAGGUAUUUGUAGACCCAACUGAAGCCGAGGAACAUGUUGCCAAAACAAGCCUUGAGGACAGUAAUAUUAACCAUGGCAUAGUCACGAUGUCAUUUCUGUCUGAAUUGAAACAGAUAUCAGACUUCACACAAGUAGGUUCAAUGGACGUAGAAUGUAUAACAAAGGCAAUGGAGGUUCUGGAAGUGGAAUGUGAGAAACUGGUACCAAACUUUCAACGUAUAAUGGUUAUGAAUGUGAUUCAUAAUUUUGAGCAAAGGAAACGGUUGGAUGAUGAAGCGAAGGAGAGGGAAGAAGCACUGAACAAGAAGAUGGAGGAGUGGAAACAAUUGAUGAGUGCUGGAUGAAAUAUAUUUUUAUUUUUGUUAUUAA